UAAUUUAUUUGAUUACCUUAUAUCACAAUUCGCCGAUACUAAUACUAGUAAUCGGCGUGGUAAUAGAAAAAGAAAAAUAAAUAAUGAAUUUGUCGAAAAGCAGGCUGAAACAAUUGAAAUAGAUGUAUAUAAUAGCUUGCAAGCCAAUAAACAAACUAAUGAG
Molecule: messenger RNA, 163 nt
Organism: Racocetra fulgida
Lineage: Eukaryota; Fungi; Glomeromycota; Glomeromycetes; Diversisporales; Gigasporaceae
Source: the annotation of a GenBank genome assembly